GUACAAUGUCCAUUUCCUAGUUUCUACUUUUCUACUCACAAUUUGUCUUCUUCUCUUAUUCACUCCCCAAACACCCAAAAUGCCACCAAAACCCAAACUCAACGUCCAGAACUUCCCCCGUCCACCCCUCAUCGAACGCACCCCGCGGCACCUCCAGAUCAAAUGGCACGGCCAAACAAUCGCAGACACAAAAGAUGCUUUCUGGAUCCUAGAAACUUAUCAUCCUCCCAGCAAGCCCCCUCUCUCCUCCCCCUUUCCUCCCUUCACUAACAAACUCCCCACAGCAUAUUACCUCCCACCAACCUGCAUCUCUCUCCCGUUAACCCAGACCUCUAAAUCCACCUACUGCGAGUGGAAAGGCUGGGCGACGUAUUACUCGAUAAAAUCAGACAAUGGAGAGGAAGUCAGGGAUCGGAUAUGGAGUUAUGAAACCCCGAAUGAGAGGUAUGGGGCGUUGAAGGGGUAUGUGAGUUUUUAUGCGGGGCCGUGGGAUUGUUUUGUUGAUGGGGAGUUGGUGAGGCCGCAGCCGGGGGAUUUUUAUGGGGGGUGGACGACGGGGGAGUUGGAGGGGUUGAUUAAGGGCGAGGGGGCUACGAGGUGGUUGUGAAUUGGGAAGAUGGAUUUGUAUUAUUUGGGUAUGUGUGUAUAUUGCUGUGAGGGAACAUCUUCAUUCGGUGGAUUCUUGCCUUUUUUCUAAAAGAAAAUUGUAUCAUUUAGCUUAUGAUUUAUUGCCCUCCGCGUUUCGAACAUGUAUCUCCUAGUAUGGGACAAAUGAAACUUCGUCCUUAAUUCCUCAUGCUCGGCCUCACAAGACCCUCGAAG
This is a messenger RNA of Mollisia scopiformis, 822 nucleotides long. RefSeq names its product DUF427-domain-containing protein. The transcript has a single exon. NCBI's taxonomy places the organism in Eukaryota, Fungi, Ascomycota, Leotiomycetes, Helotiales, Mollisiaceae. Bases 80 to 607 code for a protein of 175 amino acids. The record is from RefSeq and is a predicted model, not a curated record.